CUGGCCGGGGUGGGGUGGGGGGGGUCUCCUGCCAUGGAUGCUGCGCCUGGGGGGCAGUCUGAGCCCCAAUCCACAUGCCACUCAGGAUGAGGGCCCACCCCUGUCUGCCCAUCCUGGGGCACUCCCAGCUGGCCCAAGUCUGACACCCCUAGCCCCUUGCCCACCAGGCAUCCAGGCCCCACACCCUCACCCAGUUCCCUGGCCCUCAAGGAUGUACUGAACUGUGGGGAGGCUGAGGCCACGCCAACUACAUGCAUGUCCCCCGGGGGCAAGUUCGACUUUGAUGAUGGCGGCUGCUAUGUGGGGGGCUGGGAGGCUGGACGAGCACAUGGCUAUGGCGUGUGCACAGGGCCCGGGGCCCAAGGAGAGUACAGUGGAUGCUGGGCUCAUGGCUUCGAGUCCCUGGGUGUCUUCACUGGGCCUGGUGGGCACAGCUACCAAGGCCACUGGCAGCAAGGAAAGCGCGACGGACUGGGCGUGGAGCAGAAGAGCCGCUGGACCUAUCGUGGAGAGUGGAUGGGUGGUCUGAAGGGACCCAGUGGUGUAUGGGAAAGUGCCUCGGGACUGCGCUAUGCUGGGCUCUGGAAGGAUGGUUUCCAGGACGGCUACGGCACUGAGACCUACUCUGACGGAGGCACCUACCAGGGCCAGUGGCAAGCUGGCAAGCGCCAUGGCUAUGGGGUUCGCCAGAGCGUACCCUUCCAACAAGCAGCACUUCUGCGGUCACCCCGCCGCACCUCACUGGACUCAGGCCACAGUGACCCCCCAACACCACCCAUACCCCUUCCCCUACCUGGUGAUGAGGGUGGUAGCCCAGCCUCUGGCUCCAGGGGGGGAUUUGUGCUGGCAGGCCCAGGUGACCCAGAUGGGGCCUCCUCCCGAAAACGAACUCCAGUAGCCGGGGGCUUCUUCCGCCGCUCCCUAUUGUUAAGUGGGCUUCGGGCAGGUGGGCGCCGGAGCUCAUUGGGCAGCAAGCGGGGAUCUUUGAGGAGCGAGGUGAGCAGUGAGGUGGGCAGCACGGGGCCUCCAGGCUCUGAGGCCAGCGAACCUCCAGCCCCUGUCCCUCCGGCACUCAUUGAAGGGUCUGCAACCGAAGUGUAUGCAGGAGAGUGGAGGGCUGACAGGCGCAGCGGCUACGGAGUAAGCCAGCGUUCCAAUGGGCUGCGCUACGAGGGCGAGUGGCUCGGCAACCGGAGGCACGGCUACGGCCGCACCACCCGCCCAGACGGUUCCCGAGAGGAGGGCAAGUAUAAACGCAACCGGUUGGUUCGAGGUGGACGGGUCCGUAGCCUCCUACCCCUGGCCCUGAGGAGGGGUAAGGUCAAGGAAAAGGUGGACCGCGCAGUAGAAGGUGCCCGUCGGGCAGUGAGUGUAGCCCGCCAGCGCCAGGAGAUUGCUGCUGCCAGGGCAGCAGAUGCUCUCUUGAAAGCAGUGGCAGCAAGCAACACAGCAGAGAAAGCUGUGGAGGCUGCUCGGAUGGCCAAACUAAUGGCCCAGGACCUGCAACCCAGGUUGGAUGCACCAGGCCGAAGACCCAGGCAGGACUCCGAAGGCACUGAUACAGAGCUGCCCGACUGCGACAGCCCUGGGGUUUAUGAGAAUGGACUGACCCCUUCUGAGGGCACUCCAGAACCUCCUAGCAGUCCUGCCUCCCCCUGCCAGCCCUGGAGACACCCUACCCACCGCAGUCCUUUGCCCUCUAGGGAUGAUGGAGGCCACCUCUCUGGCCCCAAAUCUUGGCCAGAGGAGUGGGGGGGCCCAGGUGGACCUGGAGAGGAGCUAGCUGGCUAUGAGGCUGAGGAUGAGGCUGGGGUGCAGGGGCCAGGGGUUGGUGAUGGUUCCCCCCUCCUUGGGGACUCCAGUGACAGCUCCGGAAGCCUUCGAGAAGAAGAGGGAGAGGAUGAGGAGUCCUUGCCCCACUCAGAGCCUCUCCUAGACCCAGGGCUUGAGCCCACAGUCACCCCCAUACUGAGGGGCACAUCUGGAAAGGCUCUGGAAGCAGAGAACCUGACAGAGGCACUAGAGGAGCCUGGUGCCACCGAAGAACCUGCCCAACGGGGAGCUGCUAACCCGUUGGUGGUGGGAGCCGUGGCACUGCUGGACCUGAGCCUGGCAUUCCUGUUCUCCCAGCUCCUCACCUGAGGUGUCUCCCUAGUCUAUGGCUCUGGUUCCCAACUCCUCUUUCCUUUGGACCUGCCUUUUUCUCUCUCAAUCAUCUUCUACCUUCCUUUCUCUACCUUUCUCUUUUGUCCUUUCUUUUUCCAUUCCCAUUUA
Molecule: messenger RNA, 2274 nt
Organism: Phascolarctos cinereus (koala)
Lineage: Eukaryota; Metazoa; Chordata; Mammalia; Diprotodontia; Phascolarctidae
Gene: JPH4
Product: junctophilin 4
Biological process (GO): regulation of synaptic plasticity
Cellular component (GO): plasma membrane; junctional membrane complex; endoplasmic reticulum membrane
Source: RefSeq, a predicted model, not a curated record